Messenger RNA from Cicer arietinum (chickpea), 3992 nucleotides. RefSeq names its product kinesin-like protein KIN-14G. Gene Ontology annotation, biological process: microtubule-based movement. The record is from RefSeq and is a predicted model, not a curated record. Gene Ontology annotation, cellular component: microtubule cytoskeleton. Gene Ontology annotation, molecular function: ATP binding; microtubule binding; microtubule motor activity. Lineage: Eukaryota; Viridiplantae; Streptophyta; Magnoliopsida; Fabales; Fabaceae.
ACAAUAAUAUUAUAGACAGAACCAAAAAAAAAAAAAAACCAGAGAACCGAAGGAAAGCGAGGGAAAGAACCAGAAAAUUUUCAAAGCCUUUUUCUUUCUCUUUGCUUUCUUCAUUUGUGCACCUUCUUCAUCUUUAAGCUCUUCAUUGAAAAAAAAAAUUGAACUCUCUGUCUAUAUAAAUAUAACUUUUUUCCAUUGUUAUAGCUAAGAAUUCUAUGCCAUUUUCCCAACGAUUAAAUCUUUUUAUAGGAGACUUGGGUUUUUUCAUUUUGGAACAUAAUUAGGAAUUUGAUUUCGAUUCUGGGUCGUUUGUUAGUUCUUAAGACAUAAAUUAUGUCAACCGAACAAUAUUUACCAUUCUCGGUUGUUUCUGUCGUUGAAGAUGUUAUUCAACAACAACAACAACAACAACAAGGUGUACGGUUGAGCGAAGUCAAAUUUGCUUCCAGAAAAGCCGAAGAAACUUCUUUGAGAAGGUAUGAAGCUGCUGGUUGGUUGCGAAAAACGGUUGGAGUUGUUGGAGGGAAAGAUUUACCAGCUGAACCUUCUGAAGAAGAUUUCAGAAUUGGUUUGCGUAGUGGGAUUAUUCUCUGCAAUGCUCUCAACAAAGUUCAACCUGGAGCAGUGGCUAAGGUGGUUGAAGGCCCUUCUGAUUCUGUUCUUAUUCCUGAUGGAGCAGCAUUGUCUGCUUUUCAAUACUUCGAAAAUGUAAGGAAUUUUCUUGUAGCUGUGGAAGAAAUGGGGCUUCCUACCUUUGAAGCUUCUGAUUUGGAACAGGGAGGAAAAUCUUCAAGAAUAGUGAAUUGUGUUUUGGCAAUUAAGUCCUAUGCUGAAGGGAAACUUGGAGGAAGAAGUGGAUCAUUCAAAUUUGGUCCAAAACCACCUAUUUCUGGGAAACCAAUUUUGAGGAAAAACUCAGAACCAUUCAUGAAAUCUUUAUGGAGUAUGUCCUUAUUAUGCGACAAAGAUGGUUACAUGAGUGGUAACCCUUCAUACAAUGAUCCUGGACAUGAUAGACCUGAAGGGGGUUCCUUAAAUUCAUUAGUUCGCCAAUAUUUGUGUGACAAGAAGCCCGAGGAAAUUCCCAUUGUAGUGGAGUCUCUUCUUAACAAAGUUAUGGAAGAGUUUGAGCGUCGCAUGCAAACUCAACAAGAAACAUUUAAAACAACUCAAGAAGAUAAGGCAGUGUCUGAAACCGAACAACCAAUUUCAAAAGAUGCUUCUGUUGAUGAUGGGAUGGAAGAAAAUGAAGAUGGACAACAACAAUUGCAAGACAAACAAGAGGAAGAUGAAGAUGGACAACAACAAUUGCAAGACAAACAAGAGGAAGAUGAAGAUGGACAACAACACUUGCAAGACCAACAAGAGGAGUGCUAUGAUGAGGAAUGCAAUGGUGAUGUUGAAAAAUCAAGCAGCUUAAAUUUGAAGCAGCAAAGUUUAGUACAACAACAAACUAAAAGUAUCCAGGAAGUGAAAAAUAUUGUCCAUCAAACGAAAUCCGGGAUGCAGUAUCUGCAAAAGGAAUAUCAGAAGGAUAUGAUCAACCUAAGUAAGCACAUGCAUAGUCUAGCUUCUGCUGCUUCGGGAUAUCAUAAAGUUCUUGAAGAAAACCGCAAGUUAUACAAUCAAGUGCAGGAUCUGAAAGGAAAUAUUAGAGUGUACUGUCGAGUUCGACCGUUCUUGGGUGCACAACCAAGUCACCCUAGCGUUGUCAGCAGCGUGGAGGGAGGAAGUUUAUCAAUCAUGAUACCUCCCAAUUCCAAAUUGGGUAAAGAGGGAAAGAAGACAUUUAACUUCAAUAAAGCGUUUGGUUCUUCUUCAACACAAGCGGAGGUUUUCUCAGAUACACAGCCUCUGAUUCGUUCUGUUCUCGACGGUUACAAUGUCUGUAUAUUUGCAUAUGGCCAGACAGGAUCAGGAAAAACUUACACUAUGUCAGGACCAGACCAUCUUGACGACGAUACCAUAGGUGUGAACUACCGUGCAUUGGGAGAUCUUUUCUUUCUCUCAGAUCAGAGGAAAGACACCAUUAGCUAUGAAAUCUCUGUUCAGAUGCUUGAGAUUUACAAUGAGCAAGUCAGAGACCUACUAGCUCCAGAGGGUUCUACCAAAAGAUUAGAAAUCCGCAAUAGUUCCCAUAAUGGCAUCAACGUGCCAGACGCACACCUUGUUCCAGUUUCAACCACUUCCGAUGUCAUAACAUUGAUGAACUUGGGACAUAAGAAUCGCGCUGUUGGCUCUACUGCCAUGAACGAUCGUAGCAGUCGUUCUCACAGCUGUUUGACAGUUCAUAUUCAAGGGAAGAACUUGAUAUCAGGAAGCACAAUUCGAGGUAGUAUGCAUCUCGUUGACCUUGCAGGAAGUGAGAGAGCAGAUAAAACUGAGGCCACUGGAGAUAGACUUAAGGAGGCUCAACAUAUCAACAAGUCACUUUCUGCAUUAGGAGAUGUAAUUGCUUCCCUUGCACAGAAGAAUGCACAUGUUCCAUAUAGGAACAGCAAACUUACUCAGCUACUUCAAGAUGCACUCGGAGGGCAGGCCAAGACCCUCAUGUUUGUUCAUAUUAGUCCGGAACCCGAUGCUCUUGGAGAAACACUUAGUACACUUAAAUUCGCCGAACGAGUCUCCACUGUUGAACUCGGAGCUGCGCGAAUGAAUAAAGAUAACACAGAAGUGAAAGAUCUUAAAGAACAGAUUGCUAGUCUGAAGGCAGCCUUAGCAAGGAAGGAUGGAGAAGCAGAACACUUUCAACCAUCUACCAAUAGUGGCCAUGAAUUGCCAAAGUUGAAAUCCCAUGCAUCUUCACCUCCCAUACAACGUAGUUUGACAUCUUCUGGAGGCCGUAAGCAGCCAAAAGAUGAUUCUAGUAGCAUGAUGGGCCAGAAAAAGGGUGCAUCAAAGCUGAAAAGAAGAAGCCUAGAUCUUCAUGACAUGUAUAGGCAUUCACCGCCAUGGCCACAAGUUAACAACAAUAAUGGAGUAAAUGGAAAAGACGAUGAUAAAGAAUCAGUUUCUGGUGAAUGGGCUGGUAAGAUUAGAAUGAACAGGAAUGACAGUUUAACUAGUGAUGAUAGCUUAGUUGGACAAUGGGAAGCAGAAAGUAAACAGUUCUCUCCAUUGCAAAGUCCAAGUUCUCUUUCAGAAAAUUCAAAGUUAGGUUUGGAACCCGGGUUUGAAAUUACCACAAUGACCACAGAUGAAUCUGAUGAACUUGAAAUUGCAACCAGUGAUUCUUCUGAAUCAGACAUGAAUUGGUUAAUACAGGCACCUAAACCAACCACACUUUCAAAUGGAUUAGGCUCUAAAGCAAAGAAAACUAUUAAUCCCAGAACAACAAAGAUCCCAGAAGUCAGGAGUAUGAUUCCAUCAUUAAUUCCAACUCCAUCAAAGAAACAACCCACCCCAGUUAUUCAAUCAAGAAAGCUUCCAGGAUCUAUUGAAGUAAAGAGGAGGACUGGGAAUGCAAAGUGAGAGACAAAAAGGCUUUAUUUUCUUCAUCUGGUGCUUUUAAUGGUUUUAUUUUUUCCGGCUAAACUACAAUUUUGAUGAUUUUAAUACACUUAAAACAUUAAUUUGCUUCUUUGAAGAUUUAUGACACUAAAUUUAAGCAAUUUGAGAUGACAUUUAAACAAUUCAAAUUGAUCAAUGAAAAGUUCUUUUAAUGUCAUGAAUUUUCAAAAGAACAAAUCGAUGUAAGGUGUAUGCCGGAAGGACAAAAGUUAGAGUUGGAUAAUGAUUUUCUCUUUUUGUAUUCUUUAAAGUGAUUACAAUGUAAAGCGAAAAAAUCAACCUAUUGUAAAACUGUUUGGGUUGAACCUUGUUGGUUAUUGUGACAUGAUAUUGGCACCCUGUUUGUAGUCAUGUGAGUGCUCCUAUUACUAUAAUUUUUACUUGUAAGAUAUUGUAUUCAUUUGCCUGUAAUAUGCAACAUUACGUGAAGUUCAUUUGUAAGGAAGUUUAUAAAAUAGUGUGAAAAAGGAAAAUUAGAUUUA